Molecule: messenger RNA, 2762 nt
Organism: Eleginops maclovinus (Patagonian blennie)
Lineage: Eukaryota; Metazoa; Chordata; Actinopteri; Perciformes; Eleginopidae
Product: filamin A-interacting protein 1-like
Source: RefSeq, a predicted model, not a curated record
AAGAGAAGUGUCUACUCUAAAGGGCGAGCUGACCUCACUGAAGGCUUUUGCACUGCUGGUUGUGAGCGAGCAACAGUGUCUGAGCGAGCUGCUGGAGGAGCAGAGACAUCGGAUCAAAGAACUGACCGCCAUCACUGAUCACAUCCAGCAGGAGUUUAGUGCCGCUCACCCCAGAGCGAAGAAGGACAAGCACCAAAAUCAAGUUUCCAUCCUAAACCAAAGCCAGAACACCAUGACAGCCCCGAGCCUGCUGUCAGAGGUCGAGCUACUGAGGAGAAGGGUCGUAGAAAUGGAGGGAAAGGACGAGGAGCUGAUUCGUAUGUGGGACCAGUGUCGAGAGCUGGACCGCAGACUCGCGAGGGAGGCCAGCCACUGCCGCAGUUUGAAAGUUGAGGUGGAUAAACUCAAUGGCAGAAUCACUGAACUGGACAGGGUAGAGGAGGCGCUGGGCAAGAGCAGACAGGACUGCAGUAUUCUGAAGGGAAGCCUGGAGCGAGAGAGAGAGGAUAGAAAGAUGCUGUCUGGUGAGCUGGACACACUGAAAGUUAGAGUGAGAGAGCUAGAGGGAGUUGAAGGCCAGCUGGGAAAGAGCGAGGCGGUGAUUCGACAGGACCUGGCCAAGCUCAGGACACUGACCGUAGUUCUGGUGGAGGACAGGAAGACCAUGGCCGAGAAGCUCAGGCAGGCUGAGGAAAAACUCAACAGGAAGGAGGGGAAUAAGAAUGAGCAAAGCAAUUUGACAUCAAUGACAGAGAGACUGAGAGAGGAAAAGCAGCAGGCACUGAGGUCCAAGGCAGAGUUAGAGGAAAGGAUUAAGGGUAUGGCGGAGGAAAAACACGAGCUCCAAGACAGACUCAAAACAGAGGAGGAGAGGAACAUAGAGUUACAAAACAAAAUAAUCAUAAUGAAGAGAAAGUUACAGCUCUUGGAAAACAGAAAAGAAAAAGAGGAGAAGUAUACGCACAGCUCAAUUCCAAACAACGCUAACCACCACUGCCAAACAGAGGACAACAAAGUCAAAGAAUUGACCCGGGAGCUAGAAAUGCUGCAAAAGAGACUACAAGACAAGGAGAUGAUGGAAGAAGAGCUAAUAAAGGUGGAGGAGGACUUUGCAUCCCUGAAAAAGAGGUUCAAGGAAGAACAGAAGAGGUCUCAGGCUCUGACUGAAGAGCUAGAGGUGGCAAAGAGAGAGCUCUCCAGGUACGAGCAGGCAGAGAAGCAGGAGGUCAACCAGGAGCACCUUCUCCUCUGUCGGCUUCAGAAGGAGCAGGUUAAGUCAAGACUCUUGGGCAGAGAGGUGGAUACCCUGAAGGAGAAACUCCAGAAGCUGACGGGAACAGACGAGUCCAUCUGCAGGGUUCAGACAGAUCACUCCACCCUGCAGAGGAAACUGACCCAGCAGGAGGCCAGCAACAGAGAGCUGGCCAGAGAGAUGAAGGAACUGAGCAGUGAGAUCGACCGCCAUAGACAAAUCAAGAAUCUUACACCUGGUGCAACAGACAACACUUUUACCGAGCUGUGCCAGAACACCAAAGAGGUGCAGACUGAGCCAGCAGAUAGCCUGACGCCUGACUACAGCGAGAAACAGGAUGAAGAAAGCGAGAAUGAGGACCACAACACUGAAGUCAUGAACAGAAGAAGGUCCCUCUUCAACAGCCUGAACAGCUUGAACAGUGCAAAUAAUAACAUAAGCCCAUACAGCAGCCCAUCGCCCGACGGCGUCGAUAUGCCCCCAAACGGAGAGGUGAUGAUGUUAACGCACACACCAGGGCAGCCCCUGCACAUCAAAGUAACCCCGCAUCAUAUCCUCAACACAGCCACACUGGAGAUAAGCAGCCCCACUGGAGACGCAGCUACGUCUUACACCAGCACGGCGCUCAUUCCAACAAGCGGAGCCUCGCCUAAACAGAGGAUAACCAUCAUACAGAACUCAGCUCUGUCUGCAGUCAGUUGUAAAACCCCACCUUCAAGCCCCGACCGCACCAUCUCUCCACUUGACGGUACACCCAUCUCACGGGUGUUGAGUCCAAAUUCAUCACGGUCUGCGACACCGGACCAAAGCAACUCUCCGAUUCAGAUCGUUACAGUCCGGACCUGUUCUCCAGAGCCGAUGGAGGCCGCAAGUCAAGCUUACUGCAAGACGCCGGAGCGGCAAAACAGCUGGCAACACCAGAGGUCCAACAGCACCGAUACAAGUCCGGGCAUCACCGCCACAGAGGAUAGCAAGAUCCAUAUUCAUCUGGGGAGUCCGUACAUCCAGUCCCUGACAGGGAUUACCCACAGCAUCCCGCAGCCUGUUGGGCCAUACUAUCUCCGGCAUGAGCAAAGGACUCAAGUGCUCGCCAGUGGCUGUCAUGUCAAAGGUGUUGGUAAAAUUACAAGUAGCAUCACUAUAUCCCCUGCUACCUCUACAGCCGCACAUUCCUCAAAUAUAACAGUAAGUGGCCUUUGUGAUUAGGUGAGAAUGUAUAUAUUCUCUCAGUCCCAUUUCUGUAUCACACAACUAAAACAAUUCACUUUGCUUAACGAGAAUCUAGUUUGUUGUAUUUUGUAACAAUCAUGAAAUAAUUGCUUUGUGGUGGGUUUUAUAAGAGCCGUUGUAAAGCCUACUUUGUGUAGUUAGUGUGUCUUCAAGACAUGUGUUUAGUGCCUGUAUGCGAGUUAUGUGAGACCUCAAUGCAGCCAAAUAUGUGAUGUGCUUUUUACAAGUUUCGUUAAUGUGGUUUUUUUCCUGCUCAUUAAAAGUGUUUGUGUUGAUUUUA